This is a messenger RNA of Lethenteron reissneri (Far Eastern brook lamprey), 3443 nucleotides long. It is a transcript of the gene BIVM, whose product is annotated as basic, immunoglobulin-like variable motif containing. Gene Ontology annotation, molecular function: single-stranded DNA binding; DNA endonuclease activity. Gene Ontology annotation, cellular component: nucleus. The record is from RefSeq and is a predicted model, not a curated record. NCBI's taxonomy places the organism in Eukaryota, Metazoa, Chordata, Hyperoartia, Petromyzontiformes, Petromyzontidae.
AUGAUUGUGGUGGUAAUAGUGGUGGUGAUGGUAGUGAUGGUGUUGGUGGUGGUUCUGAUAGCGUUGAUGUUGAUUGUGAUGAUUGUGGUGGUGGUAUUGUUGGUAGUGAUAACAGUGGUGGUGUUAGUGAUAGUGGUGGUUCUGAUAGCGUUGAUGUUGAUUGUGAUGAUUGUGGUGGUGGUAAUAGUGGUGGUGAUGGUAUUGUUGGUAGUGAUAACAGUGAUGGUGGUGGUAGUGAUGGUGUUGAUGUUGAUUGUGAUGAUUGUGGUGGUGGUAAUAGUGGUGGUGAUGGUAUUGUUUUUGAUAACGUUGGUGGUGACGGUGAAGACAGCGUUGGUUGUGGUGAUGGUGGUGAUGAUAGCGUUUCUGGAGAUGAUAUGAUGACAUCAAUGGUGAUCGUGAUGUGCAUGUUGGUGAUAGUAACAGUGAUGAUGAUAACGAUGAUGUCAAUGGUGAUCGUGAUAUUAUUGAUGGUGAUACUAACAGUGAUGAUGAUGAUUGUAGCAGUGAUGAUGAUGAUAUCAAUGCUGAUAGAGAUGUUCAUAGUAAAAGUGAUGAUGGUGAUAUCGAUGUUGACAGUGAUGGUGAUGAUGGUGAUGAUGGUAAAGAUGAUAUUGAUGGUGAUCGUGGCUUUCACGAUUGUGAUAGUAACAGAGAUGAUGUUGAUGUCCGUGAUGGUAACAGUGAUGAUGAUAUUGAUGAUCGUGACGUUUGUGAUUGUGAUAGCAAUGGUGAUGAUGACAAUGGUGAUAGUGAUGUUGACGGAGAUGAUGUCGGUGAUGGUAACAGUGAUGAUGAUGUCAGCGGUGAUAGUGAUGUUCAUGAUGAUGGUGCUAGUAAGAGUGAUGAUGAUGGUGAUGAUGACGAUGGUGAUAGUGAUGUUGACGGAGAUGAUGUUGAUGUCCGUGAUGGUAACAGUGAUGAUGAUGUCGGCGGUGAUAGUGAUGUUCAUGAUGAUGGUGCUAGUAAUAGCGAUGAUGAUGAUGAUGAAAUCGUGAUUGUGAUAGUGAUGGUGACGAUGUUGACGGUGAUGCUAGCGGAGUCGGCGUUGGAGAAGCUGACGCGUGGACUGCGAGAUGAUUCGAAGGCGUUCAUCUACCACUGCCAGAACCACUACUUCUGUCCCAUCGGAUACGACGCCACUCCUCGGCCAGCGGCACACGCCUACCGGCGAGGGGAAUCCGCUCCGCUGGACUACUGGAUUCUCAUCGGAGAAACGAGCCGCAAGCACCCGGCCAUCCACUGCAAGAGGUGGGUUGACGUGGUCACGGACCUCAGCUGCCAGAGUCCCGAGUUUCUGGACAUCAGACGCACGGAGAAAGGCCUCCAGCAGAGAAAAACCAACAAGGUCGGGGGCAAUCUGCACUGCAUAAUGGCGUUCCAUCGACCCCACCAGCCGCCCCGGGGAAUCUGCCGGCCACUCGGCGUGCGCGGAGGCGGCUGCGGUUGCGGUUGUGGUGUCUGCUGCGAUGGUGGUGGUGGUGGUGGUGGCCGUGGCGGUGGUGGUGGCAACAGCAUAACCACACAACCACGUCCCGCCUCCCUCUCCUCUCCUCGACUUGCUACUGCUCCUCCGCCCGCUUCUCCUCCUCUUCCACAUUCCCCGACGUUCGUCUCCGGAGCGAACAGAGCGCGGCGCGCGACGGGAGCUGCCGUGAAUUCGAGUCCCCGUGGCAUCGCGGCGACGCGCCUGGGACGUUGACCACGGGGAGAUGGGACGCAGCGCCUCCGAGUAGCGCGGAUUGGCGAAAGAGGUUCAGCAUGCGUAUGUAGCGGACGCGCGCGUGUUGGCGCACAGCCUGGCGCAAGCGCCGUGGUGACGUCACCGCCACUUGGUGGCGAAUGGCGGUUGUUGUUGUUGUUAGCACGCAGCGGUGGUGGUGGUGCAGCGGUUAGCGCUACGCUGCGAAACGAACCCGGCGGCCCGGGUUCGAUUCCCGCUCGCGGCCGACGCCGGUGACGAUUAUCUGUACCGGUCCUGGGGCCUCCACUCAGUCGCCUCUAUGGUGUGUAAACAUUGCACUUGGGGUGGUGGUGUGUAGUCAACAUCGCCACUGGGGAGACAAAGGCGGCCGGGCGUGGUGGCGGCCACCCACCCCGUCGCGUGCCGCGCCGGCCUUCAUAGGUGAUGCUGUUAGCGAACGGCACUUGCCGCCAACUGUGUUGAGGCUAUACGGGGGAUCUUUGUCUUUUCGAAUUGGGUUUGUGUGCGUUUGUCAGUAUGUACGUGUGUGUGUUUAUACGUACAAAUGUACGUAAUUGUGCGUCCAUGAGUCUGUAUCCUUUUAUGUGUCUGUGUGUGUGUGUAUGCACACUUGCCAAGGUGGAUAUUUUUUUCGUGGUGUAGUGGUAAUUGAUUGAAGGUGGCACUGUUCACCACAGCGUUACCAAGUUGGCACAGUAGGGGGCACAGGUGGUGCAUCGGCCAGUCAUCUCAGUCGACUCACGGCACCUGGGUCUGCCCCGUGACCUACCGGCGGGCGUUCGACACUUCACGUGGCCUCAACGUGCACAUAGCCUGGCACAAGCGCCGUGGUGACGUCACCGCCACUUGGUGGUGAAUGGCGUUUGUUGUUGUGGUUGUGUACGUAUGUCAGUCGAACCAUGGCACCUGGGUCUGCCCCGUGACCUACCGGCGGGCGUUCGACACUUCACGUGGCCUCAACGUGCACAUAGCCUGGCACAAGCGCCGUGGUGACGUCACCGCCACUUGGUGGCGAAUGGCGGUUGUUGUUCUGUGUGUGUGUCUGUGUGUGUGUGUCUGUGUGUGUCUGUGUGUGUGUGUCUGUGUGUGUGUCUGUGUGUGUGUGUCUGUGUGUGUGUGUCUGUGUGUGUGUGUCUGUGUGUGUGUCUGUGUGUGUGUCUGUGUGUGUGUAUGUGUGUGUCUGUGUGUGUGUGUGUGUGUCUGUGUGUGUGUGUCUGUGUGUGUGUGUCUGUGUGUGUGUGUCUGUGUGUGUGUGUCUGUGUGUGUGUCUGUGUGUGUGUGUCUGUGUGUGUGUGAUGUGUGUGUGUGUCUGUGUGUGUGUGUGUCUGUGUGUGUGUGUCUGUGUGUGUGUGAUGUGUGUGUGUGUCUGUGUGUGUGUGUGUGUCUGUGUGUGUGUGUCUGUGUGUGUGUGAUGUGUGUGUGUGUCUGUGUGUGUGUGUGUGUCUGUGUGUGUGUGUCUGUGUGUGUGUGUAUGUGUGUGUCUGUGUGUGUGUGUCUGUGUGUAUGUGUGUGUGUCUGUGUGUGUGUGUCUGUGUGUAUGUGUGUGUCUGUGUGUGUGUGUCUGUGUGUGUGUAUGUGUGUGUGUGCGUGUGAAACAGUGGGGGAACACAACCCACGCGUGCGGUUACUAUGGAAGCGCAAUGCGGUUUUCGAGUCGUGUCUUUAAUGUACAUGGGUAUAUUUUUUAAUCGUAACAUUAGAGUAUUGUCAUUUUUUUUUAUUGCACGUGUGUAAUAUU